This is a messenger RNA of Anopheles aquasalis, 720 nucleotides long. Its product is annotated as phospholipid scramblase 2-like. Gene Ontology annotation, biological process: plasma membrane phospholipid scrambling. Gene Ontology annotation, molecular function: phospholipid scramblase activity. The record is from RefSeq and is a predicted model, not a curated record. NCBI's taxonomy places the organism in Eukaryota, Metazoa, Arthropoda, Insecta, Diptera, Culicidae. Gene Ontology annotation, cellular component: plasma membrane.
AUGUGUAUGGCGGUGUGCACACCAAAUUGCCCUCCUGGUUUGGAGUAUCUGACUGGCAUUGACAAGCUGCGGGUGAGCCAGUCUGUUGAUUUCCUGAAGGUGUUCACCCCCUUCGAGUUCGUCAAUGAAUACACGAUCAAGAGUGCGGUCGGCGAUCAUGUGUUUUCGGCAAAGGAGGAUACAAGUUGCUGCAAUCGGUUUUGCUGCUCUACCCUUCGUAGCUUCGAUAUGGAGCUCGUUGACAAGUCCAUGAAACGGGUCCUCCACCUUAGCCGUCCCUUGCGAUGCCAGUCGUGCUGUUUUCCAUGUUGUCUGCAGGAGUUAGAGGUAACUGGUUCCAACGGUGUUAUCGGAUAUGUGGAGCAGAAUUGGUCGUUCUGGAUUCCUAAGUUCAGCAUCAAGAAUCAGAACGGUGAGACGGUGCUGAAGAUUGUCGGGCCUUGCCUUACGUUCGCCACAUGCUGCAGUGAGGCUGUGUUUAAGAUUUUUGCUACCGACGGUACACAGAUCGGGCAGAUCAACAAGCAGUGGUCGGGAGUGGGCAAAGAAGUGUUUACCGAUUCGGAUAAUUUCGAAAUCAGCUUCCCGAUAGACCUGGACGCUCGGAUGAAAGCCACUUUACUCGGGGCAUUGUUAUUAAUUGAAUACAUGUACUUCGAGAACGUUCCAACAAACCUGAUAGGGCUGCUAUGUUUAUCGAUUCAACCUCGUCCUGCUUAG